Molecule: messenger RNA, 1541 nt
Organism: Jaculus jaculus (lesser Egyptian jerboa)
Lineage: Eukaryota; Metazoa; Chordata; Mammalia; Rodentia; Dipodidae
Product: guanine nucleotide-binding protein G(I)/G(S)/G(T) subunit beta-1-like
Exons: 1
Coding region: 203-1225 (340 amino acids)
Biological process (GO): G protein-coupled receptor signaling pathway
Cellular component (GO): heterotrimeric G-protein complex; cytoplasm
Molecular function (GO): protein binding; signaling receptor complex adaptor activity
Source: RefSeq, a predicted model, not a curated record
GGAGUAGCCGCCACACGGACCCCACCAGCCUCGCCGGCUCCUGCCCGCAGGCCGCGAGCGUAAAGAUCGGGAGGAUCAGAGAGCGGCUUGGGCGCGUCAGGCCGGGAGAGCGCGAGAUAAAUUUACAUGUGUGGGAGACCAGACCAAUAACACUCCUGAAUUAAGAUCGUGGGUUCUGAGGGUUGAGCACUGAGACCUGAAGAUGAGUGAGCUUGACCAGCUGCGGCAGGAGGCCGAGCAACUGAAGAACCAAAUAAGAGAUGCUCGCAAAGCAUGUGCAGAUGCAACUCUCUCACAGAUUACUAACAACAUCGACCCAGUGGGAAGAAUCCAGAUGCGCACCAGGAGAACUCUGAGGGGGCACCUGGCCAAGAUCUAUGCCAUGCACUGGGGCACAGAUUCCAGGCUCCUUGUCAGCGCCUCGCAGGAUGGAAAACUCAUCAUCUGGAACAGCUAUACUACAAACAAGGUCCAUGCCAUCCCUCUGCGCUCAUCCUGGGUCAUGACUUGUGCAUAUGCUCCUUCUGGGAAUUAUGUGGCCUGCGGUGGCCUGGAUAACAUUUGCUCCAUUUACAAUCUGAAAACUCGUGAAGGGAAUGUACGUGUGAGUCCUGAGCUGGCGGGACACACAGGUUACUUGUCCUGCUGCCGGUUCCUGGAUGACAAUCAGAUCGUCACCAGCUCUGGAGAUACCACAUGUGCCCUGUGGGACAUAGAGACCGGCCAGCAAAUGACCACAUUUACUGGACACACUGGAGAUGUCAUGAGCCUGUCUCUUGCUCCUGACACCAGACUGUUUGUCUCUGGUGCUUGUGACGCUUCAGCCAAGCUCUGGGAUGUCCGAGAAGGGAUGUGCCGGCAGACUUUCACAGGCCAUGAGUCUGACAUCAAUGCCGUCUGUUUCUUUCCCAAUGGCAAUGCCUUUGCCACUGGCUCAGAUGACGCUACAUGCAGGCUGUUUGACCUCCGUGCAGAUCAGGAGCUCAUGACUUAUUCCCAUGACAAUAUCAUAUGUGGGAUCACCUCUGUCUCCUUCUCUAAAAGUGGGCGUCUCCUCCUUGCUGGGUACAACAACUUCAACUGCAACGUCUGGGACGCACUCAAAGCUGACAGGGCAGGUGUCUUGGCUGGACAUGACAACCGUGUCAGCUGCUUGGGGGUGACUGAUGAUGGCAUGGCUGUGGCAACAGGGUCCUGGGACAGCUUCCUCAAGAUCUGGAACUAAGGCCAGUAGCGCAAGUGGAUGCCACGGUGACUGGAAGACCAUUCCAACCUUGAAGCGUUACAGUAAUAGCAUAUCCUAUCCAACCAUACUAACGUGGACACCCACACCUCCCCUCAGAACUUCAAAAGGGCAAGAUCUUUUUUCCUUCACUUACUGCUGAAAUCAAGAGCACAAUUCCCAUUAAGAGAAGGAUCUCUGUGCUGUAAACUAAAACAAAUUGUGCAUUCCUUCCGGGGCCAUUGUCUUUGUUUUCUUUUUUGUCUUGGAUGAAAUUUAAAAGGAAAUACUACAAUAAAAAUGUUAACCAGAAGGUAAA